This is a messenger RNA of Trichoderma harzianum CBS 226.95, 690 nucleotides long. RefSeq lists its product as hypothetical. Gene Ontology annotation, biological process: DNA alkylation repair; regulation of DNA-templated transcription. The record is from RefSeq and is a predicted model, not a curated record. The coding region runs from base 1 to 690 and encodes 229 amino acids. Gene Ontology annotation, cellular component: nucleus. The transcript is spliced from 2 exons. NCBI's taxonomy places the organism in Eukaryota, Fungi, Ascomycota, Sordariomycetes, Hypocreales, Hypocreaceae.
AUGCCCCCAAAGCUUACUCCAACGCAUUUCCUCUGCAUACCCCUCGCUGGGGUGCAGCUAGCCACGGCUCUCACGGCGUUCCGGGCCGACGUUACCAGUGCCAUGAGCUUCGGCCUGCCGGACGACGCCGUUCGGCCCUUGGGAACGCUACACCUGACACUGGGAGUCAUGUCUCUGAAAAAGGACGGUGUAGAAAAGGCAGAUGCUGACACAUCUGCCGCUGUCUUGGCAUUGUCAGGCGGCAGCAAUGAUGGCAGUCACCUCUCCAAGACAAACGGCUUAUCUCUGACAAUACGAGGUCUUCAUUCAAUACAACCAGCAGAAAGGGCUGCUGUCUUAUACGCACCUCCUUCGGAUCCUGAAGGCAUUUUAUACAACUUUUGCAAGCAGCUACAAAAGCCAUUCCAAGACUCUGGAUUAAUGAUUGAUGAAAACCGCCCGCUAUUGCUUCACGCCACCAUUUUCAACACCGUAUAUGUCAAAAACAAUCUCGGCCCCAGGGGAAGCCGGAACAGGCGGGAAAGGUUGACAAUUGAUGCACGCGACCUGUUGAAUAGAUACGAUGACUAUCUGUGGGCCGAAAAUAUGCCCAUCACUCGUGUGGCGCUCUGUAGAAUGGGCGCCAAGCCCAUUCCAGGAACAGACGAUGCGGCAUACGAAGUUGAAGCGGAGGUUGAGUUUGAGCCUUGA